Messenger RNA from Zea mays, 2103 nucleotides. RefSeq names its product serine/threonine-protein kinase PBS1. Gene Ontology annotation, biological process: protein phosphorylation. Lineage: Eukaryota; Viridiplantae; Streptophyta; Magnoliopsida; Poales; Poaceae. Bases 354 to 1883 code for a protein of 509 amino acids. Gene Ontology annotation, molecular function: ATP binding; protein kinase activity. The record is from RefSeq and is a predicted model, not a curated record. The transcript is spliced from 5 exons.
AUGGACAAAACCGCGUAUUAGUUGGGCGGCUGCCCUGCCCCCUCACCGCGCCGCGAUAGACUCGAGGGCCGCCCAAGGUCGAGUCCACUGUCCACCACCACUCGAGAGACCGCUGCUCGCUUCCUUCGCUUCCGCUCCAAAAACCCAAUAAAAAAACGCACCUUUCCUUCCCCUCGCUUUCCCCCUCCUUCCUCCCCUCGAUCCCCUCGCCGGGAAAGAUCCGAUCCCAUCCACCUCCACUCCACGUCGCGGCGCAACCAGAGUUCCCCGUCGGCGAAGCAGGAAGUCGGAAGCGAAAGGAAUGUUGCACCUUUGAAGCGGCGCGGCGACCCGGUGUUUCUUCCUGGCCGGCGAUGGGCUGCUUCUCGUGCUUCGACUCCCCGGCAGAUGAGCAGCUCAACCCCAAAUUCGGUGCCGACUGUGGGUACGGCGGCACCUCUGCGGCCGCGGCGUACGGAGCCGGCUUCGGCCGGCACGGGGACAGGGGGUACCCGGACCUGCAGCAGGCGCCCAUGGCGGCGCCGCGCGUCGAGAAGCUCUCCGCAGCGGCUGAGAAAGCAAGAGCUAAGAGUAAUGGGCUCACCAAAGAGGCUUCAGUGCCAAAGGAUGCCAACGGCAAUGCCAUCUCAGCGCAGACUUUCACCUUCCGUGAGCUCGCCACCGCCACCAGGAACUUCAGGCCUGAAUGCUUCCUGGGAGAAGGAGGUUUUGGACGUGUUUACAAGGGCCGCCUCGAGAGCACAGGCCAGGUUGUUGCUAUAAAGCAGCUUAACAGGGAUGGGCUUCAAGGAAACAGAGAAUUUCUAGUAGAAGUUCUCAUGCUCAGCUUACUACAUCAUCAAAACUUGGUUAAUUUGAUUGGCUAUUGUGCUGAUGGAGACCAGCGACUUCUUGUUUAUGAAUAUAUGCCCUCUGGAUCACUUGAAGAUCAUUUGCACGAUAUACCUCUUGAUAAAGAGGCCUUGGACUGGAACACCAGGAUGAAAAUUGCAGCAGGUGCUGCCAAAGGACUGGAGUACCUACACGACAAAGCUAAUCCACCAGUUAUUUAUAGGGAUUUCAAGUCGUCGAACAUUCUGUUGGAUGAAAGUUUCCACCCGAAGCUCUCUGACUUUGGACUUGCCAAGUUGGGUCCAGUUGGCGACAAAUCACACGUCUCAACACGUGUAAUGGGUACAUAUGGUUAUUGUGCACCAGAAUAUGCUAUGACAGGGCAGCUGACAGUGAAGUCUGAUGUGUAUAGCUUUGGGGUCGUCUUGCUAGAGUUGAUAACUGGUCGUAGGGCUAUCGACAGCACCAGACCACAUGGAGAACAAAAUCUUGUCUCAUGGGCACGUCCUCUUUUCAACGACAGAAGGAAGCUCCCCAAGAUGGCCGACCCAAGGCUGGAAGGGCGGUACCCCAUGCGCGGGCUGUACCAAGCCCUGGCGGUGGCUUCCAUGUGCACUCAGUCGGAGGCCGCUUCGCGGCCACUGAUCGCGGACGUCGUGACCGCUCUGUCCUACCUGGCGUCCCAGCCGUAUGACCCCAGCACAGCUUUCGCUUCAAGGAGGCUUGGUGGAAGCAAGCCUGGCGAGAACGGUGGCAGGGUGGUUUCCAGGAACGACGAGACCGGAACCUCAAGGUCGCUGGGGAAGGACCGGGAGGACUCGCCCAGGGACCUCCCGGCUAUCCUCCUGAACAAGGACCUCGAACGCGAGCGCAUGGUGGCAGAGGCCAAGAUGUGGGGCGACCGGGAGCGCUUGGUGGCGGAGGCCAAGAUGUGGGGCGACCGGGAGCGCAUGGUGGCCGAGGCCAAGAUGUGGGGCGAGAAUUGGCGCGACAAGCGGCGCGCUGAGAACGGGCAGGGCAGCCUGGACUCGCCGCCUACUAGGAACAGCUAGGGGACUGGGGAGAGCCUUUCACACAUCCAUCCAUGCUUAUCGGUUGUUUAUUUCCUGGUCGAUUUUCGUCGCCGCGGCGGGCAGGGGCAGGGUCAGGGAGGGUAGAUGUACAUUUCUAGGGCAGCGUCGUACUGGAUAGUGAAUGCAUUUGGUUGUACUUGUAAAUUCUCAGAAAAAUUUUGUGAGAAUGAAAGGACGCAUUUUGAGUUCCACUCGUAAA